Molecule: messenger RNA, 780 nt
Organism: Trichomonas vaginalis G3
Lineage: Eukaryota; Parabasalia; Trichomonadida; Trichomonadidae
Product: RNA binding
Exons: 1
Coding region: 1-780 (259 amino acids)
Molecular function (GO): RNA binding
Source: RefSeq, a predicted model, not a curated record
AUGGAUAGCUGGGGUGAUUUCUUAGCAACUCCUCCGAACAUGACUACACCAAGACAGGAAAUGAAUUAUCUAAGUGACUUACCACCACUUCUUCAGCCCCCUCCUUUUGAAAUACCAACAACUUAUUUCCAAUCUUCAUCAUUUCCAGAGAAUGACUUCCAGGUUCAGAUAACUCCAUUUUACAAGGAAAAUCCUGUCAUUCAGCCAACAACAGUUGAGAUAGAAAACAGAUGUUUAUCGUUUAGUAAUCUUGACCCUUAUACGAACGAAAAAGAACUUAGGGAUUAUCUAGGAGAUAAGGAUGAUAUUCGUUCUGUUGAUCUUACGAACAUUGAAUCUAGAAUUGCGCUUGUCGAUUUUUACAAUCUUAAAAAAGCAAAUUCAAUUAAGAUUCUCUUCAACAAGCAGAUAUACAAAGACAGAAUUCUGGAUGUAACAUACGCACCAUUAAAGAAGAUUUUAGAUCCGAAAAAUCCACCGAACAAUGGGACAAUAGUCGUGUUUCACAUUCCAGAACAGGUUACAGAACAAAUGAUUUUCUCCAUAUUUUCCAAAUACGGUGAGAUCAGGCAGAUUCGUGGAACUCCGUCCAAAGGUUUCCAGAAAUUCAUUGAAUUUUGGGAUGUUAGGGCUGCACAAGAUGCACUCGUUCAGAUGACUGGAAAGUUUUUGAUGGGUUCCAGAAUUACAAUCGAAUUUUCUUUACCAGGAGGAUUCAGAAAGCAUUCUGUGAUGGAAAAUAACACAUACUCCAUGAAGAAAGCAUCCAAAAACUACUAA